AUGGUGGAUACAGUGGGCACAUGGAGCACAUGGAGGAUACAGUGGGCACAUGGAGCAUAUGGUGGAUACAGUGGGCACAUGGAGGAUACAGUGGGCACAUGGAGCACAUGGGGGAUACAGUGGGCACAUGGAGCACAUGGAGGAUACAGUGGGCACAUGGAGCACAUGGAGCACAUGGAGGAUACAGUGGGCACAUGGAGGAUACAGUGGGCACAUGGAGCACAUGGAGGAUACAGUGGGCACAUGGAGCAUAUGGAGGAUACAGUGGGCACAUGGAGGAUACAGUGGGCACAUGGAGCACAUGGAGGAUACAGUGGGCACAUGGAGCACAUGGAGGAUACAGUGGGCACAUGGAGCACAUGGGGGAUGGGCACAUUGAGGAUACAGUGGGCACAUGGAGCACAUGGAGGAUACAAUGGGCACAUGGAGCACAUGGAGGAUACAGUGGGCACAUUGAGGAUACAGUGGGCACAUGGAGCACAUGGAGGAUACAGUGGGCACAUGGAGGAUACAGUGGGCACAUGGAGGAUACAGUGGGCACAUGGAGCACAUGGAGGAUACAGUGGGCACAUGGAGGAUACAGUGGGCACAUGGAGCACAUGGAGGAUACAGUGGGCACAUGGAGGAUACAGUGGGCACAUGGAGCACAUGGAGGAUACAGUGGGCACAUGGAGCACAUGGAGGAUACAGUGGGCACAUGGAGCACAUGGAGGAUACAGUGGGCACAUGGAGCACAUGGAGGAUACAGUGGGCACAUGGAGGAUACAGUGGGCACAUGGAGCACAUGGAGGAUACAGUGGGCACAUGGAGGAUACAGUGGGCACAUGGAGCAUAUGGAGGAUACAGUGGGCACAUGGGGGAUACAGUGGGCACAUGGAGCACAUGGAGGAUACAGUGGGCACAUGGAGCAUAUGGAGGAUACAGUGGGCACAUGGAGGAUACAGUGGGCACAUGGGGGAUACAGUGGGCACAUGGAGCACAUGGAGGAUACAGUGGGCACAUGGAGCACAUGGGGGAUACAGUGGGCACAUGGAGCACAUGGAGGAUACAGUGGGCACAUGGAGCACAUGGAGGAUACAGUGGGCACAUGGAGCACAUGGAGGAUACAGUGGGCACAUGGAGCACAUGGGGGAUACAGUGGGCACAUGGAGCAUAUGGAGGAUACAGUGGGCACAUGGAGCACAUGGAGGAUACAGUGGGCACAUGGAGCACAUGGAGGAUACAGUGGGCACAUGGAGGAUACAGUGGGUACAUGGAGGAUACAGUGGGCACAUGGAGCACAUGGAGGAUACAGUGGGCACAUGGAGCACAUGGAGGAUACAGUGGGCACAUGGGGGAUACAGUGGGUACAUGGAGCACAUGGGGGAUACAGUGGGCACAUGGAGCACAUGGGGGAUACAGUGGGCACAUGGAGCACAUGGAGGAUACAGUGGGCACAUGGGGGAUACAGUGGGUACAUGGAGCACAUGGAGGAUACAGUGGGCACAUGGACCACAUGGGGGAUACAGUGGGCACAUGGAGCACAUGGAGGAUACAGUGGGCACAUGGAGGAUACAGUGGGCACAUGGAGCACAUGGAGGAUACAGUGGGCAGAUGGAGGAUACAGUGGGCACAUGGAGCACAUGGGGGAUACAGUGGGCACAUGGAGCACAUGUGGGAUACAGUGGGCACAUGGAGCACAUGGAGGAUACAGUGGGCACAUGGAGCAUAUCCUGGAUACAGUGCACCGAAUUGGACCAAAGACAGACAGUAGGGUGA
Knipowitschia caucasica is the source of this 1758-nucleotide messenger RNA. The record is from the annotation of a GenBank genome assembly. NCBI's taxonomy places the organism in Eukaryota, Metazoa, Chordata, Actinopteri, Gobiiformes, Gobiidae.